AUGGAGAACUUCCAGUACAGCGUCCAGCUGAGUGACCAGGACUGGGCUGAGUUCUCAGCCACUGCCGAUGAAUGUGGCCUUCUGCAGGCCAGCCUGGCCUCUGGAGACGAGCUCUUGUCCAGUGACAUUGACCAAGGGGACAGCAGUGGCAGCAGUCCCCCGGGGCCCCUGCCCCUCCUCUCUGGGCAGUUGGCUCCAGCGGGGAGCUGUUGGCAGGGCUGUGAGGAGGAAGACGACGUGGCAAGUCGGUGGCUGGUCAGCAGGUCUCUGUGCGAGCCUGCCCUGGCUCCAGGGCCCAGUCAGCAGACACUCGGCACGUCCGCACGGUCAAGAGCUUGGCCGCCCCUCGGCUCCGGCGCCACUGCUCCCGGACAGUGCUCAUCCCUGCCGGGGCCAGCGUCAGGACACGAGAUGCAGAGACUUUUGCAGGGCCCGGUCCCUGGCCCCCCUGGCGAGCCCCCAAGGAAUCCAGAAUCGGCUGGAUGCAGCACUACCCUGCAGAGACCCCCAGACAGCCCUGGACCCCCACCCCGGAGCCCUGGCCGAAAGAAGAGGCGCACCAUGGGUGCCAAGGGGGGUGGGCGCAUGGGAACCCUGGGCCCAGGUGCUGCCCAGCUGAGUUCCCUGCCGCUCACUGAAGCCAGCCUGGACGAAGGUCUUGGCCUGGCUGGGCCCAAGGGGAAGGGGCUCAGGGCGGGGACAGCAGCGUUGACAGCAGGAGCCGGGCAGGACCGGCUGCAGACAGACUCCAGAGGAGUUCCUGAGCUAAGCACGCGGCGAGAGCCGGACUCGAUGCUGCCGGCACCAGACUGUGUGCUGGAGGGCCCUGCAGGCCCAUUGAGGGCCCCCGUCAGGACUGAGCUGUGUCCAUCGUCCACACCUGUCAAAGAGGUCCACGCAGACAUUGCAAUGUCGAAGCCAGAUGUCACUCUGUCUACACCCGCCUCUGAGCCUCAACUCAACAUGGCUGGGUCUACACCCACCUCUGAGCCUCAACUCGACAUGGCUGGGUCUACACCUGCAUCCAAGACUCAACCCAACAUGGCUGGGUCUACACCUGCAUCCAAGACUCAACCUGAUGUGGCUGGGUCUACACCCGCCUCUGAGCCUCAACCUGACGUGGCUGGGUCUACACCCGCAUCCAAGACUCAACUUAACAUGGCUGGGUCUACACCCACCUCUGAGCCUCAACUCGACACUGACAUGGCUGGGUCUACACCCGCAUCCGAGUCUAAACUGGAUAUGGACCUGCCUACAGCUCGCCUUGUGGUCAAGCCAGAGGAUUUACCUACACCUGCCUUGGUGGCAGCGUCGCCAACUGCUCCACCUCACUCUGUUUCCGAGGUGGAGUCGUACAUGGGUGUUUCUGCAGAUGCUCCCAGGGCAAACGCUGCAGCACCAUCCCCAGCCCCCGCUCCCCAGGCCGGGCAGCAGAUGGGGGGUGCUGUCAGGGAGCAGGUCACAGGGGCGCCCUCGGCAGAGGCUCCUGGACAGCACUCGGGGGGGCCCUCCCUGGGGUCUGCUCCAGGCCCCAGGAGGAAGAAGGUGCGGUUCUCUGUGGCCACACCCAGCCCUGAGGAGCCAGGGUCCAGAGGGGUCUUGAGCCUACGCUCGCCAGUCGCCAGGACCGCGGCUGAGGGCCGCCGGGGGCCAGGGACCUGGGACGCUGCGGCCGUUGGGACCCACCCCCCCCAGCCUCGGAUCCUCAAGCACCUGCCGCCCCCUGCCCCCUCCUCCCCGGGAGGCUCGGGGCCUGGGAUGGGUUUUGCGGUGACUCUCCCGGAAGCCUACGAGUUCUUCUUCUGUGACACCAUCGAGGAGGGGGAUGAAGGUGCGGAGGAGGAGGCAGUGGACAGCCAGGCUCUGGCCCAGGCCCAGUGGCCAGACAUGUGUGAGUUCUUCUUCCGGGACUGCGGCAGCCAGAGGCCAAAAUCCCUGCAGGGCUCCCCGGCAGCCCCGGCCCCGAAGGCCGAGCCUGUGCCAGCCCCGCCCCCUGGAAGCCCUGUGCCAAUGUCCAUCCCCGAGGCCUAUGAACACUUCUUUGGAGAGGACAGAUGUGGGGAUAUGCUGGGGCCGUCUACUCUGCUUCAGCCACACACUUUGGAGCCCCCCAGGUUGGCCCCCUGGGAACUGAGGCCUGGGCCCCCUCCAAAGCCCAGCCCUGGAGCAGCGGAGCAGCUCAGCCUGGUGGUCCGGCAGGCAGGGGAGCUCCGGGGUCCCCUGACCUCAUUCACCUUCAGCCAAAAAGACAUGUGCCUAGUGUUUGUGGCCUUUGCCACGUGGGCUGUGAGGACCUCAGAUCUACAAACCCCAGACGCCUGGAAAACAGUCCUGCUGGCCAACAUCGGCACCAUCUCCGCCAUCCGCUACUUCCGUCGGCAGGUGGGGCAGGGGCGUUCUAGCCGCAGCCCCAGCCCUGGCCACAGCCCCAGCUCCAGCCGCAGCCCCAGCCCUGGCCACAGCCCCAGCUCCUAGGAGCCAGCCCUAUCCCAGGAAGACGGGGACAAGACGACCACAGGUGCCCGGACAAGGUGCUGUCCUCGUCCUUGCCCUCUGACCCCAGGAGGGGCCAGUGGCCUUAAGGGUGCAGCCAGGGGUCAAGGCCAUGGCUGCUCCUCACACCUGGAAGGGAGGCAGCUUGGAAGUUGGGUGCUGAGGGGUGGAACGGGGGGGCAGAUGAGCAAGCAGGAACUCGGGUGUCCGGUUAAACCUGAGUUCCAGACACGCCAUGUUGGGGAAAUCCCUGUAGUUACUGAUCUGAAAGAAACUUCAGCUGGGCACCCUGCAGUGGGCAGCAGAGGUGGCAGAGCAGCAAGGCCCCCGGGUCCUGGCAGGGGCAGGGCUGGGAGGCCCGUGUCUUUGAAGCUGCUAUGGGUGCGUUCCAGGGACUCUGCCUGCACACACUGGGCUGGGCUGGCCGGGGCCUCUGAGGCCUCUCCCAUCCCAGAACCCCCAGGGACCUUGGGCUGCAGCCAGAGAGAGCGAGCAGAAAAGAUGGUAUUGGAUGGGGGAAGGAUCCCUGGGACGGCCUCAGGGGACCCUCGGGGCAGCUUGCUGGGGCUGAGGGUCUAGAUGAGUUGGAGACGGCUUGGGAAGGUGGGUGAGGGCCGUGGUGGUAGAGCAGGGGUUGAGUGGGGCCUGGCCCAGGGCGGUGAGGGACCCCUGGCUGCUGGAAGGGAACAGAGCACCAAUAAAUCUCUUUCUUCCUGG
This is a messenger RNA of Lepus europaeus (European hare), 3210 nucleotides long. RefSeq names its product PPARGC1 and ESRR induced regulator, muscle 1 (gene PERM1). Gene Ontology annotation, cellular component: cytoplasm; nucleus. The transcript is spliced from 4 exons. Gene Ontology annotation, biological process: regulation of DNA-templated transcription; response to muscle activity. Lineage: Eukaryota; Metazoa; Chordata; Mammalia; Lagomorpha; Leporidae. The record is from RefSeq and is a predicted model, not a curated record. Bases 1 to 2475 code for a protein of 824 amino acids.